AUGCUGUGGGGCCUGGUUCAAGAUGUCGCUGCUCAGGAAACCCGUAGACGAAGCUGGGAGGGAUGUCGGGCCUGUGACUUUAUUGACCAGCUCGUCGACCCCCUUCCUCCUGUGAAUCCACAAGCUUCCUUGCCGGCACCCUCGCCAGACAGAAGGCAGACGAGAUGCGGGCUUCUCAAAGGGCCAGUAGUAGCACAACGGUCGAGGAAGAGUCAGGCUCUGAGGAGGAGGCUGCAGAGGGUCCAGCUGCCAAGAGGCCUCGAAGCAGCCAAGGAGGGACAAGCGGGCAGGGAGGCAGGGAGGGCACGUAGAAAGCGCAAGCAGGGAGAGUAG
Molecule: messenger RNA, 333 nt
Organism: Cryptococcus wingfieldii CBS 7118
Lineage: Eukaryota; Fungi; Basidiomycota; Tremellomycetes; Tremellales; Cryptococcaceae
Exons: 4
Coding region: 1-333 (110 amino acids)
Source: RefSeq, a predicted model, not a curated record